Molecule: messenger RNA, 1524 nt
Organism: Pseudonaja textilis
Lineage: Eukaryota; Metazoa; Chordata; Lepidosauria; Squamata; Elapidae
Source: RefSeq, a predicted model, not a curated record
UUCCGCAGCUGCGGCCCCCGCUUGGUGCGUUUCGGGGGAGCCCUCGUCCGCCUCUUCCCGCAGGUGCUGAACACUUGGCGAGCCGGCCAGGAGUUCCCUUCGCCCGGGCUGCAGCGGCCUUACAGCGCGGUUCGGGCCCGGCUGUACCAGGUGCUGGAUCUGUGGGUCCAAGUGGCCGGAGCGGCCUCGGGGCUCCUUCUGGGGCACAGCAGCCAAAGCGACGCCCUCCUGGGACACUUGAUCCAGGACAUCAGCCCCCCGAGCGACGCCCUGAAGAUCCAGCCAAGCCCCGCCUUGGAGGGGAAACCCAGCGCCGCGAAGAAAGCCAAACUCUCUCCGGCGAGCGGCCUGGGCUGCCCGUUCCGCAAGCACGACCCUCAGGCCAACAGCGACGUGUGCCUGGCGGCUCUGCAAGGCCUGAGCCGGGCCGUCCUCACCUCGGGCAGCCUGAUGAGAGAGCAGCUACACACGAGGCUGCAAGAGCUGGCCAUCCCGCUGCUGAUCCGGCUGGGCCAGGCCGACCUGCCUCUGGGUUCCCCCUACGCCAGCGCCGGCUGCCGACGCGAACUCUACCGUCUGCUGCUGGCCCUCAGCCUGGCGCCCGCCCCUUCCUGCCCGCCGCCUCUGCACUGCGCCGUCCGGUUGCUGAGCCAGGGCCGGACGGAUCCCAACCUCCUGGUCUCGUCCUUCUGCACGGAGGCCUCGGUCAUCUGCAACGCCCUACUACACCCUCGCGUGCCCUCUCUGCAGAUGCCGCUCCCCGGCCCUCCCGCUCACCUGCCGGGCUCCUCGCAGGUCUCCCCGGCGGUGGCGGCGGCGGCCGCAGCGGCUGCCAGCCUGUCCCCCUUCUGCCCGGCCGUCCCAGGGCCUUUCCCCGCCCUCCGGCCGCUCCCUCCGGCCCCCGGCCCUCUCCCGGCUAGCUUGCUGGGCCUCCCCUUGUCGGGGCUGACCGCUCCCCCGCUGCCUCCCCGGCUUCUCCCCGAGGAUCCCCUUCCCCCUCCCUCCCCGGGCCCCGGCGAGGCGUCGGCUCUGGGCCCCGGCGCCAAGCUGCGGCGCUCCGUCUUCGUCCAUUACGACAAGGAGGAAGAGGAGGACGUGGAGAUCUCGCUGGAGAGCGACUCGGACGACAGCGUGGUCAUCGUGCCCAAGGGGCAGCUGGGGAAGGCGGCCGUUGCCGUUGCCGCGGCCCCGAACUCGGCCCCGGGGCCCGCGCCUCCCGCCCCACCGCCCCCGCCCGCCCCGCCCGCCCCCCCUCCUCUCCCCACACCCCCUUUGGUGGCCUGUGAGGAGGCCGCCCCAGAGCCCCCGGCGGCCCUGACUCUGGCGAUCCCCCCGCCGGCCCCGGCCGCACCGGUCCUGCCGCCUUCCCCGGUGGCCGUAGCCGCCGAAGCCCCCUUGCCUCCGGCGCUGCUGGAGGAGGACCCCACCGUCAUCAACAUCAACAGCAGCGAGGAAGAGGAGGAGGAGGAAGAGGAGGAGGAGGAUUUCCCCGAGGACGAAUUCCUGGACGAGGAAGAGGAGGAG